CGGGGCGGGCCGUAGACGCCGCGAGUCGCGGCGAUCUCCUGUUUGCUUUCUGUUGGACCGCGGAGCCGUCACCAUGUCCCUGGCGGCCUCGGCGGGCAGGGGCCUGGGGGCCGUGUGGUCCCCAACCCACGUGCAGGUGACGGUGCUGCAGGCGCGAGGCCUGAGGGCCAAGGGCCCCGGGGGCACUAGCGACGCGUACGCGGUGAUCCAGGUGGGCAAGGAGAAGUACGCCACCUCGGUGUCGGAGCGCAGCCUGGGCGCGCCCGUGUGGCGGGAGGAGGCCACCUUCGAGCUGCCGCCACUGCUGUCGGCCGAGGCCGCGCCCGCCGCCGCCGCCACCCUGCAGCUCACCGUGCUGCACCGCGCGCUGCUCGGCCUCGACAAGUUCCUGGGCCGCGCCGAGGUGGACCUGAGGGAGCUGCACCGGGACCAGGGCCGCAGGAAGACCCAGUGGUAUACCUUGAAAUCCAAACCAGGAAAGAAGGAUAAAGAGCGAGGAGAAAUUGAGGUUGACAUCCAGUUUAUGAGAAACAACAUGACCGCUAGCAUGUUUGACCUCUCCGUGAAAGACAAGUCUCGGAAUCCGUUUGGGAAACUGAAGGACAAAAUCAAGGCGAAGAACAAGGACAGCGCAUCAGAUACCGCAUCAGCCAUCGUCCCCAGCGUGGCACCCGCGGCGGACAGUGAUGACGAGUCUCCUUCCAAAGACAAGAAGAAGAAGUCAAAGAUCAAGACCUUGUUUUCCAAGUCCAACCUGCAGAAAACGCCACUCUCCCAGUCCAUGUCUGUCCUGCCCACUUCAAAGUCAGACAGAGUGCUGCUUCGUCCUGGAGACUUUCAGUCCCGGUGGGAGGAUGAUGACGAGGAUGAGUCGUCCUCUGCCUCAGAUGUCUUGUCUCACAAGAGAACAGCCAGCGAGGAUCCUAAGCAGCUGAACCAGAUCAACUUCAGCCUCCCCAAGAAGGAAGGGCUCUCCUUCCUGGGCGGCCUUCGGUCAAAGAAUGACGUCCUUUCCCGCUCUAACGUCUGUAUCAACGGGAACCACGUCUACGUGGAGCAGCCUGAAGCCAAGAGCGAGACCAAGGACAGCUCUCCGUCCUCCUCCCCGUCCCCCCAGGGCUUCAGGAAGAAGCGUUUGUUCUCCUCUACGGAAAACCUGGCCACUCAGCCUUGGAAAGAGCCUGGGGAGGGAGGUGCUGUGUCUUCUGAGUCUUCCACAAAGGACUCUUUCAAGUCCAUGACUCUGCCGUCCUACCAGCCAAGGGGCAGCGGGGACCUUCGGGAGAACACUGCUCCGGCGACCUUGGAGGCUGCGAAAGAAACCAAAGAGAGCAAGAAACAGGAGAACAAGAAGUCCUCUCUGCUCUCCCUGGUGACGGGGAGGAAGGACGUAGCCAAGGGCAGUGAGGGCGAAAGCCCGUCUGCUGCCCCCAGGAAGGAGCGGGAAGGCCCGCCCUCGGGGGCGAAACCCCGGGAGGACAGGCUGGGGCCAGCUGAAGACCUUGGGAGGAGGUCAGAGAAAGAGCCGGCGGCUGUUGUCUCCGAACGAGGUAGAUCCCUGAACCCCUUUGAAGGUGUGCAGAUCCCAGAACCUGAAGCUGACCCACAGCCCAAGUCUCCACCUGCACCACCAGUUGCCUUGCCAAGGGCUCCCCAGACCAGAGCUGUGAAACCCCGACUGGACGUGUCUCCAGAGGGUCAGCCCACACCCCGCCCCCGCCUCCUUCCCCGCCCCGGCCCUGCUCUGUCUUUCUCUGCUCUCUCCUCCAGUUCUGAUCAGACACCUGUCCCGUCUAAACCGGGGCAUGAUUCAGAGAGCCAGUCCCCUGAGUCUCCUUCUGUCUCCUCCUCUUUCUCAUCCCCCAUAGUAGCCCCCAUCUCCACGUCCACUCCGAUUGAAAACUGGCUGUCCACAGACACGGGCCAAGCCAGUUCUGAAGAACCACCUUCGCUUCUUAAAGCAGAGCUGCAAAAGGAGAGCUUAAUACAAGUUCCAGAUACUACUUCUUGGACCAAGGGCUCACUUCCCAAACAGCCCCCCGUUCCGGUGGGUAAAGGAAUGGAAGAUUCUCCCAUGGGGAAGACCAGCCGGAAUGACCCAGAACAGUCUUUCCUGACACUGCCUGAUAUGGGGCAAGAAGAAGAGCUUCUGGGGUUUCCCCCCCAAAAACGAGGUGACAUCCCUUCAUCUGAAGAGGCUGGAGAAGUAACAUCUGCCCUUUCUCUUGGAAGAGGCAGGACUGAAAGCCUUACAGGGGAGCCUCUGAUGGGGAAGGACACAGACUCGGAGGGUCCGUCUAGGUCACCUGUGGGGGACACCGCCGGAGAUGGUGGGGUGAGUCCUGCAGUUAAAGAAGCAGCAGCCGCCCUUCCCCUGGGAGAGUUGGUCCCCUCACUCGACUCGGAGAUGCAGAGAUGGGAAGAGAUGGGUCUGGAUGCUAGCGAGGGUGGAGAGAAGAUCCAGAAGUGGGUAUCGUUUUCCGAGAAGCUCUUUAUGGAAGAGGAGGUGGAGGAGGCCCCUGCGCUCAUCCACAGGGACAGAGGGGACCCCCAGGGGCCAAUUCGAGAAGGGGCUGUCCCUGGAAAUAUGUGGGAUGCAGGAGAGUCACAGGAGAGGGAGCCUGGGCCCGCUUCCCUGGCGGGUCGCCCUCCCCUCCUAUCCUCCCAGGGGGCUUUCUCAGAGGGCCCCACACGCUCGGCCAGCUCGGGGAGAGACAGUCCCCUCUUUAGGACUGAGAGAGACGACACUUGGAUGGCUCGAAACCAGAGCAAAGCCAGUGACCAUGAAGGUCUGCUGCCUGAUCCCCCGUGCAGCCUCCAGUCAACCUGCGAGAUGAAGCCCCCAGUUAUGGCCCAUCUGGACCUGACCCUGCCUUCCAUCCCCGAAGUCGCAUCGGAUGAUGAGAGAGUGGAUCAGGAUGAAGACAACAGGGGUCCAGCCAAGGUGGCGGCUCUGGGAGGAGGGGCUUCUUCCCCAAGCACCUUGCCCACUCGCCCUGAGAUGGAGAAAGGCCCCAGCGGAGAGGCCAGCAGGUCAGCAGAGAGCCUGCAGGACCCCAGGUGGGCAGCGCCCAGGGCACCUGCCCCAGCUUCCCCAGAGCAGACUCCAGCCCCAGCAGUUCAUGAGCCCCGUCUUGGCGAGAGCUCUCACUUGGAUGAACAGCCGCGGGGCCCUGGUGAUGGCGAGGAGGCAAAACCCGUGGGAAAUGGGAGGCCAGGUCAGCCUCCUGCCACCCUGGCUCCCCCUGGGGCCAGCACCCCUUUUCCUGAGCCCUUUCCUGCCACACACCCUCCCCCCAGCUCUCCACACUCUGACACCCACCACACCAAUACAGCAGAAUCUCAAAAAAAAGCAACAGCAGAGGGCUCCGCAGGUAAAGUGGAAAAUUCUGGCAAGAGGAAGCCGCUUCUUCAGGCCUGGGUCUCACCCUCAGAGACACAGCCGGUCUCAGCUCAGCCAAACGCUGGAUCGGGGUCAGCCAAGCACAGACCUCAUCCUGUGAAGCCGAUGAACACGACAGCCACCAAGGUUGCGAACUCCAGCUUGGGAACUGCCACCAUCAUCAGUGAGAACUUGAUCAACGAAGCCAUAAUGAAGAAAUACAAGCCCUCGGACCCUGCCUUUGCUUACGCACAGCUGACCCACGAUGAGCUGAUCCAGCUGGUCCUCAGGCAGAAAGAAACAAUCAGCAAAAAGGAGUCUCAGGUUCGCCAGCUGGAAGACUACAUCGACAACCUGCUGGUCCGGGUCAUGGAGGAGACCCCCAACAUCCUACGGGUCCCCUCGCAGGUCGGCAAAAAAGCAGGAAAGAUGUGAGUCGUCAGCCUCCGGCACCGAGACAUUUUUGUGAGUCUGUUUCUGCCCGCUCCCGAGGCCGAGGACUCGGCGUGCCUGAGAGCUUGCGCCCAGGCUCCGAAUCCCCCGUCUCCCUUGCCUGUUAUCUGGCAAGAGUCCAUCCUGCCUGGGGAAGUCAGGUUAAUGAUUACAAUGAAUCUUUUAUUGUACAUUCCCAGGGUUUUCUUUUCAAAUGCCACUGUGCCUUUAGCCAUGUUGUAAAUAUUUUAUGCCCUGACCAGAGACGUCACAAGACCUGAUCCUGGUCCAGAGGGUUCAGAUGGCACUGGGGUAUUAAUGUAUUUUAACGUUGGGAUUUUCCUUGUUUGAUGUUGAGAUUUUUAAAGUACGUCUCCCCCAGUCAUUAAAGCUUGAGGGGAGAUGCCAAGGACCAUGCGAUUGGGGCUGUGUUACACAGAACUUUCUCGGCUUUUGAGUAGCUCAGGCGUGGCUUUUUGGCUGCAGAUGUGAAAUUUUGCCACCAGGUAAACCUGCCUGGUUUCUUAGACAUGGUCUUUUUGUUUUGACUGGAGCAGAGGCGUUUAGGGAGCGCCUCUGAUGUGCCUUUUAAAUUUGGAACAAGCUGCCUUUUGCAAACAUCAGCUGCCACUACUCUGUAGCCUUAAAACCCAUUCUCUGUCAAUCCAGAGGGCCUGUCUGUGGAGGUACAGAAGGGAGACCAGGGGAGUUAGAGUCUCUUUGCAGCUGGGGAAGGCGCUCAGAGUCCCUCUUUUUGCAAUAGCAGGGUCCCUGCUGGCCGGGGUGGCCAGGCCAGUGCCUUGAUAAGGGACCGGGUGACCCAAGCAGUUACUAAAGUGGUUCCACCUGAUUUCAGCAGGACCCCUGUGGCCCUUCCCUCCCGGUGCCUUCACUGGAAUCCCUGGUUUCCUUAGCAGCUCUUCCCAGCAUUUCCCUGCCUUGUUAUAAAAUCGUGAAAAGCAAGAAGAUACUUAUUUUCAGACCGCUAUAUUUUGAAAACUAGAUUAGCACAUAUAUAUAUAUAUAUACAUUAUAUAUAUUUAAUUAGGACACUUGCCCUUCUUAACUAAUAGCAUCUGUGCAGACUCUUCAGGUAAUCUCACUGUUAGUAACCUGAUACUGAUUAGUAACCUGAAAAUACCAUGUUUCUGCAUUACUCAUUUUUUCCCUCCCAGUUUUGACAGAAUCUCAUCAACUCUCAACAUCCCCCAUGGGGGACAGGUAUCACUGGCCAAGGGGGCGGGCAGGGCUGAGAUAACAGCAGUAAUUCAACUGGGACUCUCUUCCGUGUUCGUUCUUGUUAUACUGAAGUUAAGAAGCAAGAUUAUUGGCAGCGGAAUCCCUUUUCAGGGUCCCAUUGGCUGCCACGUGAGUUAGUAUCAGAGCACUUUAAUCUGAAGGAUGAUACUGAACUUGAUUUACCUGAUUAGCUUUUAAGUAGCUUUUAAUAUAGCUGUUUUAUUUAAUACUCUCCUCCAGUCCUGGGGACCACUGUAAACUUCUCAGAUGACUUGUUUUUUUUUGUAGUGCUAUGAAAUUUAUUUACAUCUCUAUAAAGAAAGCCGUGUAUUCUCUUGAAUUCUGAAAAUGUAUGUGUAUAUAUCUGCUCUGCAAUGUGUUUUUUACUUGAUGUAAAUGUAUUUUGACUGUGAUAACCCAAGGGCACUGGGGGGGGGGGGCAGGUGUGCUGAGUGGUUUCUCCUGGGAAGAGCUGGUGUGAAGGCCCAAGUUCUUCCCAAGAGGUGGUGGCUGUGGAGAGAUGUGCUGCUAGGACCUCGGGUGUGGGACUCAGUCCAGGUUUGAGAGGGACAUCCAGGUGGAGGCAAACUUCUCUGCUCUGAGAUACCACUUGAGAACUGGAGAAUGAAGGACAAUUUACUUCGAGGGUGUUUGGUUUCUACCACUGCUGGAAAAAAAAAUUCAACAUGUAGCAUUCUGACACCUCUCAGAGCGGGUCACCUGGAGGCCACUGGCUAACAGCUGUCCUUGAGAACUCUACUGUGAGGGAGAACUCACCUGGGAAAGCUGGAGCCUGCUCGGAGCCGGUAGCACAGGCUGGGGGGUUGGAGGGCUGGAGCUCCUGCAGCUGGCACGGGGCUGAGGGCUUACACCCAUCUGUCUGCACAGAGAGAGCCCAGAUUUGCCUCUAGCUGCUGUUAGUGCUCAUGGAACUGACGGGCCCUGGGAGCGGGCCAUGCUCUGGAGAAGCAGGAGCAGCUUGCUCUCGGCCUUGCCUGGCUGCCCUCCGGGAAGAGCAGUCAGAACUUCAGGGACAUAUCUGAUGAAAUACCGAACACCUUGCAGCGAACUUCAGUUAGAGGCCAGCUUGCUGAAAACAUGUCAAUCCUUUGCCCGGUUGUUUUCAUAUCAUCUUAGUCCUUGGACUUUGGCAGAUGUCCCGCCCACCCCUUUUAUUUCCUGAAUGUCAGCCUUCUUGGGUAGCAGAAUGGAGGCGCACGGAAGUCUGCCAUUUGCCAUACAGACAGGUGAACAGUCAUGACCCCGGGUGGAGGGGUGUGUGCAUGGUGAAUGGGAUACGUGUGUGGGUUCCAGCUUUGCUAACAGUGGGGGCUCAGAAGGGCACAGAGGGAGGAGGAGCCAUGACACUCAGCCACAGGCUGGAUUGAAGACCAAAGGCAAUUUAAUGUUAAAUGAUACAGAUCUUCCUUCCCUGGGCGCCUUCUCCCCAUCAGCCUUUUUUCCUUUUUUAGAACUACUCAGCAAUGAUCCCUCAAGGCUGUGAAAGGUCUGUUGCCUUAGGUGGAGCGCUUAACCUGCUAGUAUUCAUAUCAACCUCAAUCCUGUGGUUGCGCCUGUCUAUUAUGUGAGCUACUAACUUGACCUCUUCCUCCUUCUGAUUGAAAGCCCACCCAGCAUUUUUGGAUUAUAGAAUUAUUAUUUCCUGCUUUGUUACUUGGGGAAUUUUGAAUUUCUUUGGUUUUGUCUUUAAGAAGUAACCUAAAAUUUCCUACAACACUAAAUAAAAUGGUACUACCUUUCAGAA
This is a messenger RNA of Camelus dromedarius (Arabian camel), 6818 nucleotides long. RefSeq names its product RAB11 family interacting protein 1 (gene RAB11FIP1). Gene Ontology annotation, molecular function: small GTPase binding. Gene Ontology annotation, biological process: regulated exocytosis. Lineage: Eukaryota; Metazoa; Chordata; Mammalia; Artiodactyla; Camelidae. The record is from RefSeq and is a predicted model, not a curated record. Gene Ontology annotation, cellular component: intracellular membrane-bounded organelle. The coding region runs from base 74 to 3817 and encodes 1247 amino acids. The transcript has 6 exons.